Messenger RNA from Rasamsonia emersonii CBS 393.64, 507 nucleotides. RefSeq lists its product as uncharacterized. The record is from RefSeq and is a predicted model, not a curated record. NCBI's taxonomy places the organism in Eukaryota, Fungi, Ascomycota, Eurotiomycetes, Eurotiales, Trichocomaceae. The transcript has a single exon. The annotation marks the transcript as partial.
GCGGUCGGCCGGUGGCAUCUGCACGGUUUGGUUACGCGCUCCAUCAUAGUACAGCAGACAGCAUACGCAUACAGCAAGCAUACAGCACAAGCUGUAUGGUGUACUCCGUAUGGGACCGCAUUGCCCGACUCACAUUCCAUCGAUGUGAUCUGUGCUACUGUAGAUCGAUCGUCUCCAGACUCCAGACUCGGUUCGUAUCUUUUGCUCCUUGAUUGUGGAACCGCACAUUCGACAAGUCGGCCACCAAGACGGAACCUCCGUAGUCUGUAUGCUGUUGUAAGCGAACGAAAGCAUUCAAACCCUGCAACAACGCGAAAGGCAGACCUAGAACGGCAAAAGCCCAGCCAUGCCCAUUGCCGGCUGUUCUUUCUCCCUGGUGUCACGGACGGUACACCCAUCCACUACGUCGCGGGCGGUGAUCUGCGCAGUCGCCAUGUGUCGCGACAAGGCCAUAGGUUGCAGUCGCGCCCAAUUUUGGGGAUCCGGUGGGUCGCCGACUUUAAGUGA